Amyelois transitella is the source of this 3057-nucleotide messenger RNA. RefSeq lists its product as uncharacterized. NCBI's taxonomy places the organism in Eukaryota, Metazoa, Arthropoda, Insecta, Lepidoptera, Pyralidae. The record is from RefSeq and is a predicted model, not a curated record. The coding region runs from base 746 to 2473 and encodes 575 amino acids. The transcript is spliced from 16 exons.
UGUCAAAGAGAGCGUGCAUAGGUCGGGUGGUGCGUGUCUCCUAACAAUAUAUUAUUAGAACCUUUGUACAAAGAAUAUGACACGAAAAUAUGUUUUGUGUUCUUAUAAAUCACAUGUAUCCGCCGUUUUGUGGUCGUUAAAAAGCGUGUUUGUAGAAUAAUACGGUGAAUUUUAGUAGUGCAGCUUUAGAUAGCAAAAUAAUGUAUUUUAACAUGCCGCAGUCUCUUGUUUGAAUUGUCAAGACAUUGUUGUGGGAUCGAUUUUUAGGUGUUAUUAAUGAAAUUACCACGGUGCUUUCAAGUGAUAUUACCUAAACGACAUUCAUGCUCAACCAGAAACGUGUACAAUCUGACUCGCGUUUACGUGCCAUCGAAUCGAUAUAAGUUAAUAAAAAAUGCAUAUUUUCACCAUGGUUUCAUAAGUGUUCGGGUCAAUACAGUAACCGGCUCGGAAUAAGCAUUACGAUUUGUAUUUGUUUAUUUUCUUGAUUAUCAAGUGCUUUUGUUAGCUUGUGUGACCUGUGUGAAGUGAUGGUUAUUAUUACGUACUCGAUUGCUCGACGUGCACACAAGAUUUCAGCGAUACAUAAAGACGCAGACUCGUCCCGCGAAUGUUUCAGAAAAAAAUACACCAAAAUUCGCUCAGAACUCCAGUGAAGAUUAAAAACAAAAUUAAUCUAAUAUUAUGUGAUACAGAGUGCUAGUGCGUAGUUUAUAGUUCUCCGUCGGCCAUUUUGUUUUGCGACAUGGCAGCCAUCUUGAAUGUGCUUCAGGCGGGAAAUGGCGGGAUUCUAACCCAGAUCCUGCUGCUGCUCAGUUUGGCUGUAUAUUCUUCAUACGGCGGAGGCUGCACAUUCCCGCCGGGGUGGACAGGCAGCUGGUUCCUGUCCGGGAAUCCGGGACUCAUCGCAAUCAACUCCACUCACAUCCAAUCGAAGGGGGAGUGCUCUGAGACCGACUCCUAUGACAAAUUUCUGUUGUAUGACAGGAGUGACGACUGCUACAGAUGCAUGGUGAUACAUGAAAAACACAAAUAUGUGUUGCAGUAUAAAGAGACAUACUGCUCACCAAAAGACACGCUAUCGUCUAUAUGCGAGAUGAUAAGCGGCGACGCGGCGCUCUACUCGAUGUUCCGGAAGGAGCCCCGGCCCGUGCCCGAGCAGUGUCCGUUCCACCCGCCGCCGUUCACUUUCACUUACAACCGUGGGUCCGGUGACUGCACGAACCCGCCUUCUCGCGCGGAGUCCUGCACUGAUGAUGCCAGGUUGCUGCUUCGAUAUAUGGCAUGCCCUGACGUGCCAGGGACAGAGAGCAAUGUUGAGGAGCUCGUCUGCCUGGCGACGUGGAAGGAGGGUUCCACCAGAUACCUGGUGGGGCAGAUAUCGCAAGUCAACAGGAGGAAUUCCAUCGCCUCCGAUGAGGAUACUUACAGAUGCUUCAUCUACAAAGGUCAACAUAGCGACAAGACGAUGACAUACAACAUAGCGCAGUCGGGUGACGCCACGUGCAACGGCUUGUCGUCGCCCACAGACGGCAGUAGGACCAUGAAGCUUACUAACAGCGACGACGAACACAACCGCUGCCACUUCCCACCCUGGAUCGUGGACCACCACAAGUGGUACAGUCUGGACCACUCGCACCAGUACCACUUCACCAAGAAGAACGCCACGCUCAAGAUUAUGAAUGCAGAUGGCUCCUUUGAGGAGAAGAGGCUGGUCUGCCACUCCAUCUUGGAGCAGAAAGACAAGAAGCACAUAAAACUGAUCGCCCACGUAACCAGGGGAUGCGAAUCCGGCCAUGUCUGCCUCAAGUUUUACAGGAGGGAAGGGAACGUUCUAGAACUCCAGCAGGGCACGGGGCUGUGGGAACUGGCGCAGGACGCUUGUUCAGAGAACACGCCGCUACCCUACAUUACUUUGAUAACCACGUCGCUCCUCCCAAUGCGUUGUCCAAUUUUCGGGCGAUACGCUGUUACUAGCGCCGCGCCGGACAGGAGGCGGAGACGACAGCAAGUCACCAUCGGGGACUCGGAAACCCAGGGUGUGUCGCCUGCGGAGUGUUCCCCGGAGUUCACCAGCGCGUUAGUGGGUUGUGGAGCUCAGCAGGACAGCAUCGAGUUCAAAGCCGUGUGCUCUGCUACAGUAUAUUCAUGCUACGGCAGCUGGUCUGAGAACGGGGUGGGCUACCUCAUAGCCGCGCCCGUGGCCAGGGGCUCCACACACCCGAGGACCUUCUGCUUCAUGUACACGUCGCGAACUAGCAACGAAACCCGCGGAGGCGUUCAACAGCUGUCAGUGUCGGCGGUGUCUCGCUCGUGUGACCGCAGCGUUAUGCCCGGCGCAGGCGGCGAUAAAGCUUACAAUUUGACGCUUAAUGGCACGUGCGAACAAAGCAGCAUGUACAACAGCAUGUCGCCGCGCAUGUCCCCGACCGCCAUACUAGUUCUCGCCGUCGGCCUCGCCCGCGUCAGAUGAUAGACGUAACUCUGUUGUAAUGUGAUUAUACAUCCGUUCUGACGUUUAUUUUGUAUCAAUUUUGUUUUUUUUUUUUUUUAGGUUUUUUUUUUUUGCGAGCGAUCUGUUGAUGAGUUAUUUUUAUGUAUAUGUAUAGAUAAAUUCGUGUUGACCCUUACGGGGUAGACGGAGUGAAUUGUUAAACAAACUUGCUUGGGCAAUGCAAAUUAAGAAUAUUUUUUUUUAUAUCAACUAAUAAUCAUGUUGAUAAAUUAUCUAUAUUAAUUUAUUACAAUCUUUUGUUUGGGAAUUGAAGGAGAUUGCAUAAAAUUAUUGUCUUUGUAUGAAUUAAUUAUAUCCAUACAUUGGUAAUUUCAACAAAAUAAGAGCGUCGUCGGUCGAAACGUUAAAGUGCCCGGUUAAAAUGCGUGUGGCGCAAAAAAGCACAAGUUCGAAUCCUACUUCGGUCAUGUAUCAAUGACUAUUUGACGAAGUUAUGUACAUUAGUUAGAAUACUAACCGAUGCUCUUACGGCGAGGGAAAACAUAGUGGAGAAACCUGCACAUUCAGACAAAAGGUAGCAGAGGUCAGACGGGAGUCGCUUC